AUGCCUUGCCUGUUCUUGUUCCACCUGCUAGGAGUCUGUUUACUACUGAACCAAUUUUCCAGAGCAGUCGUGGCCAAAUGGAAGGAGGAUGUUAUUAAAUUAUGCAGCCGCGAAUUAGUUCGCACGCAGAUUGCCAUUUGCAGCAUGAGCACCUGGAGAAAAAGGUCUCUGAGCCAGGAGGAUGCCCCUCCGACACCUAGACCAGUGGCAGAAAUUGUGCCAUCCUUCAUCAACAAAGAUACAGAAACUGUAAUUAUCAUGUUGGAAUUCUUUGCUAAUUUGCCACCGGAGCUGAAGGCAGCCCUAUCUGAGACGCAACCAUCGUUACCAGAGCUACAACAAUAUGUACCUGCGUUAAAGGAUUCCAAUCUUAGCUUUGAAGAAUUUAAGAAAAUUAUUCGCAAUAGACAAAGUGAAGCCGCAGACAGCAAUCUUUCAGAAUUAAAAUACUUAGGCUUGGAUACUCAUUCUCAAAAAAAGAGAUGA
This is a messenger RNA of Pongo pygmaeus (Bornean orangutan), 486 nucleotides long. Its product is annotated as prorelaxin H1. Gene Ontology annotation, cellular component: extracellular region. Lineage: Eukaryota; Metazoa; Chordata; Mammalia; Primates; Hominidae. Bases 1 to 486 code for a protein of 161 amino acids. The record is from RefSeq and is a predicted model, not a curated record. Gene Ontology annotation, molecular function: hormone activity. The transcript is spliced from 2 exons.